AUGGCAGAAUCAACACCUUCUUCAAAUCCAUCGCCGAAAAAGGAUUCGCUAUUUUGGGGUAAAAUAGUGGCAACACAAUAUCUCAUUCGACAUCCAUUUUGGAAAAGUUUCUCCUUGCCGAUUAUCAUCGGACAAAUCUCAGCGAACACUCAAGCCGAUUAUACUACUUCCAAUUAUCUUAUAAUUGUAUAUAUUCUAAUCGCAUUCCAUUUCUUAAGUGGUGUUUUCGUUAGUGAUCGAAAAUUUCGUCACGCACUGGGAUUUCUACCACAUAUAGUCGCACUCGGUUGUACGUCUUACUUGUUUUAUUCGAAUAUUCUUCAACAACUCACUCCAUGGUUGAAAAUUCGAAUUAUUAUCCACUCACUUGGUACAAUCUCAACGUUCUGCUUUAUUGCGAGUUUACAUACAAGUAGUCUAUCAUUCCGUGCCAUCUUACGUCGUUUAUCAUCUUAUUCAAAUGUAUUCUAUUUGGUUCUGAAUUCCUACGUUCUGUGGUGGUCAACCGAUGAAACCAAUUUAUUUGACACCUCUCUUUGGACAUUCGUGAUUCGUACACACGCAAUCCUGUGUUUUCUAGCCUCGGGUGGAUUCUGCUUGGAUAUAUUCAUCAUUCAAUCAUGUCAAUUAGCGAUUUAUUUGAUUUGUUCCACUCUUGCCUUGGAUCUUUGUAUACUUUACAAAGCAUCGCAAUCAACCGCUAAUUACUGGCUACUGAUCGAUUACAUUGUCGAUGAUAUUGCAAUUAUCUGUGGAUGUUUCUAUUUUUAUCAGUUUAAUUUACAUCAGAAGAAUAAGUUGAAGAAACAAGACUCGAAAAUUUCAUUAACAUUCGAAAACAUGGGUAAAGAUGGUGGUUUUUUAACGCCAAAAGCUAUCGGCAAUCGAAUCAAAGCGAAAGGUCUGCAGAAAUUACGAUGGUAUUGUCAAUCGUGUCAAAAACAAUGUCGUGAUGAGAAUGGUUUCAAAUGUCAUAUACAAAGUGAAUCUCAUCAGCGACAAUUACUGUUGGUCGGAGAAAAUUCUGGGAAAUAUGUUGCCAAUUAUUCACACGAAUUUCACAGUGGAUUCUUCAGCACAUUACGACGUUCGUUCGGCACGAAACGUGUCCUAGCAAACACUGUCUAUUGCGAAUAUAUCAAAGAUCGUGACCAUAUUCAUAUGAAUGCCACUCGAUGGGUUGCCCUAGCCGGGUACGUUCGAUGGCUUGGUAGUCAGGGUCUUUGCGAAAUUGAACAAACGGAACGCGGUUGGUAUGUGACACUAAUUGAUAAAGAUCCUGAUUCAGUCAGACGUGAAAUGGAUUCCGAGAAGAAACAAAAGAUGGAUCUCGAUGACGAACAACGACGACAAAAGUUGAUUGCUGAACAGAUCAAAAGAGAUCAAGAAAGAGGAAUUCAGCAACCGGAGCCGGUUUAUAGUGAUCUUGUUCGAAAAGAUGAAGAUGAAAAAGUCCAAGUAACGUUCAAUCAGAUGGUCGUCGCAGAAAAGAAAAAGACUCUUCCAACAUCGAUUUUGGUUACAUCAAGUAAAAAGCGGCAGACCACGACAGAUGAAACUCCGGACGGCGUCGAAGCGAAAAAACAAAAGGCUGAGAUGCAAGAAGAACCGGCUGCAACAGAGUCAGUGUUCAAGAAGCCAUUACCAGUCGCCUCGUCAAAGCCGAAAAAAUCCGCAUUGGAAGAAUUGCGAGAGAUGGAAGAAAAAAGAAAAGAAGCAAAAAAUCGUAAAGAUUAUUGGUUGCACGAGGGCAUCGUAGUUAAAAUAAUCACUUCUAAACUUGGUGACAAAUGCUAUAAAAAGAAAGGCGUCGUUACUAAAGUAGAAGACCGUUACCAAGCCGUAGUCAAAAUAAUCGACACGAAUGACAAAGUUCGCGUUGACCAAGCACAUGUGGAAACUGUUAUUCCAGCCAUAGGUAAAAAAGUCUUGAUCGUUAAUGGAGCAUACCGUGGGGAAGAAGCAACCCUAGAAGAUAUUCAUCAAGACACAUUCUCUGUUGAUCUUACUCUAACAACGGGACCCAUGGUUGGCAUGCGUUGCAAUAAUGUUGCUUACGAGGACGUUUCCAAAUUAGCCGAUUAA
This is a messenger RNA of Adineta ricciae, 2085 nucleotides long. NCBI's taxonomy places the organism in Eukaryota, Metazoa, Rotifera, Eurotatoria, Adinetida, Adinetidae. The record is from the annotation of a GenBank genome assembly.